AUGGCCACGACGUCUUCGGACAAUAGGCACUUUGUGGUGCUUGGAGCCGGCGUAAUCGGCCUCUCAACAGCGAUUACCCUCCGAAGUAAAUAUCCAUCAGCGCGCAUCACCAUUCUAGCAGAAUACUUCCCCGGCGACUACCAUAUCGACUAUUGUUCCCCGUGGGCCGGCGCAAACUGGUGUUCCUCAGCAAGCGACAAUGGGCUCCUCGAGUCAUUCGACCGCGUUACCUUUGAGAGGUUCAAGGAAAUUGCCAAGCACACCCCCGAAGCAGGAAUCAAGACUUCACCUCUUAGAAUGAUUUUUGACCAGAAGAUUGAGGAUGCCGAGAUACUCAGCGAAGGAACUGGCAAAUUGUGGUAUGACGAUUUGGUCGGUGGCGCAGUCUCGCUGAACGAGAAUGAGCUGCCUAAGGGGGCUGUGUUUGGACUAGACUUGCCCUCCACCUUUGUGAUCAAUUCCCAGAUUUACCUUCAGUGGCAAGGAGGCGUGUCUCUGCUCCGGCGUCAGAUUACCCACAUCAAAGAGGCUCGCAUUUCUGCCGACGUCGUCGCUGUCUUCAACUGCACUGGCUUAGGAUCAUAUCAUCUUGGCGGAGUUGAAGACAAAGCUAUGUACCCAACUCGAGGGCAAACGGUCCUGGUCGAACAGCCCAUUCAGCCACUGGAGCGGAUGUACUUUCGAUCGCCUCGCCGUGUCGACAACGACACUACGUAUGUCUUCCAGCGUCCUCUUGCUGGAGGCAUCGUUCUUGGUGGUUGCCGCGAGGACGGUAACUGGGACAAGAACGUGGAUCCCGAGUUGGCGAAAAGGAUUAUGGAAAGAUGCUGUGCUUUGGCUCCUGAGCUCGGCAGGCCUGAGGAUCUAAAGGUAAUAAAGCAUGGUGUGGGCUUAAGACCAAAUCGCAAGGGCGGCCCUAGAAUUGAGGCCGAGAAGGGCGGGGAUGGUCUGGUAAUACAUAAUUACGGUGCCUCUGGUGCAGGAUAUCAGGCAUCAUGUCCCGGAGGCAAAGCGACGACGCAAGCCGGCCUAGGUCUGCUUGACAAACCCUUUGGAGACACGGCACAACGUCAAGAAAGCGGGGAUCCUAAGCCGUGGGACCGUUUCGCGGCACACAUCAACCGACUCAACGAUGAAAGUCCCGAUGGGGUUAAUUACAAAGUGCUCUACCUAACCAGACACGGCCUCGGGUACCACAAUGUCCAGGCGGCCAAGGUUGGGACGGCAGAGUGGGAUAGAUAUUGGUCACGACUCGACGGCGAUGGGGUCGUCACGUGGCUCGAUGCAGAGCUUGUCGAUACAGGCAUCACUCAGGCCAGAGAUCUGGGUGCUUUCUGGAAGGCUGCUACGGCUGCUGAAGGAGUUCCCUUUCCAGAGUCAUUCUACACGAGUCCCCUUCGGCGUUGCCUCGAGACCAGCAAGCUUGUCUUUGGCGAUCUAGUCGAGGGCAGAGGCCAGGAGUUCAGACCUGUUAUCAAAGAAGGACUGAGAGAGCGCAUGACUGAUCAUACUUGUGACAAGAGGAGUUCGAAGACAUGGAUCGAAGGGGCCUAUCCCAAGUACAUCAUCGAACCUGGCUUCACCGAGGAAGACCAGCUCUGGAAGGCGGACCAGUUUGAGACCACGGAGAGUCAUGUCGCAAGAAAGCAGCAAGUUCUGGAUGAGAUCUUCUCCACCGAUCCCAGCCAAUUUGUGUCAUUGACCGUUCACUCUUAUGCCAUAGCUGCCAUCUUGCGGGUUGGGGGACAGGAAGAGUUCCGGGUUCGAGAGGGCUCCAGCAUCGCAGUGCUUGUCAGAGGAGAAAGACUUACGACUUCAACAUAA
This is a messenger RNA of Colletotrichum chrysophilum, 1824 nucleotides long. RefSeq lists its product as uncharacterized. The transcript is spliced from 4 exons. Bases 1 to 1824 code for a protein of 607 amino acids. The record is from RefSeq and is a predicted model, not a curated record. NCBI's taxonomy places the organism in Eukaryota, Fungi, Ascomycota, Sordariomycetes, Glomerellales, Glomerellaceae. Gene Ontology annotation, molecular function: D-amino-acid oxidase activity; FAD binding.